GUUUGCCCACAGAUGGCGCCAGCUGGCCGGCGGAAGUUGAUGUUCGGCCAUGUUUGACUGCUUGUCGUUCUUUCUCGGGUUGUGCUAAACGUCAACAGCACACACGUUCCGAUCGCGGAGAAUAUUUUUUCGAAUUUCGUUUGAAAUACCAACCGCAAGAUGCCGCAGGAAAUCAAGGAAGUGAAAGACUUCCUCAUCAAGGCUCGCCGGAAGGAUGCCCGUGCCGUCAAGAUAAAGAAGAACGAAAACAACACCAAGUUCAAGAUCCGCUGCUCCCGGUAUCUGUACACGCUGGUCGUCCAGGACAAGGAGAAGGCCGAAAAGCUGAAGCAGUCCCUGCCACCGGGUCUGCAGGUUAAGGAAGUCAAGUAGAGAGCUCCGUUUGUUCCAUGGAUGUCUGUCUUGUCGGGAGGAAAUUCGGGCGCCGGCGGAAUCUGAUUGAAUUUUGAAUGGAAGUGCUGAAUCCGCUACGUAUUUCAAUUAAUUCCAAAUAAAAGUUAAUCAGGAACACGUCACCUGGAAGGAAA
Aedes albopictus (Asian tiger mosquito) is the source of this 527-nucleotide messenger RNA. RefSeq names its product large ribosomal subunit protein eL38 (gene RpL38). Gene Ontology annotation, molecular function: structural constituent of ribosome. NCBI's taxonomy places the organism in Eukaryota, Metazoa, Arthropoda, Insecta, Diptera, Culicidae. The coding region runs from base 160 to 372 and encodes 70 amino acids. The record is from RefSeq and is a predicted model, not a curated record. Gene Ontology annotation, cellular component: cytosolic large ribosomal subunit; ribosome. Gene Ontology annotation, biological process: translation; protein-RNA complex assembly. The transcript has 2 exons.